UUCAACAGAUCCCAAAGCACCAAAAAUAUAUAAUACUAAUUUAAAAAAUGAUACUAUAAAAAAAUAUAACGGGAAUGUUAGAUUCGAGUAUCGAUGUUAUAGUGAAGGAAUGCCAUCUCCAACUAUUACUUGGUUCAAAAACAACACAAUAUGGGUGCCAAACACUAGAAGAAUUAAUAUGCCAAAUAAUAAUACUAUAGUUUUUGACCAAUUAAAAAAAGAAGAUGAAAACAUAUACGGCUGUAUGGCUCAAAAUCGAUAUGGUGAAGACUUUCGAUCAUCCAACUUAAUUAUCGGAGAAGUUGGUGAAAAUGUAUUUCUGUUCUGGAUCAUCAUUUUAGUUGUUUGUUUAAUAAUUAUUUUAGGAAUUUAUCUUGCCAUUUUAAGCGCAAAAUUGUACUACGAUAAGAAAACAAGGUCCGAAUUAAAAGCAAUUGUUAUUUAUAACAAAAAUAACGACACAAGUAAUGGUAUGCAUUCAAAUUCGAGUAAUUCAGAAAGAACCAAUCUAUUAACCUUUUGUAAUAAGUGGGAAUUUUCAAGAGAAAAUUUAAAGUUACAAGAAAUGUUAGGCACUGGUUCUUUUGGUUGUGUUAUGAAAGCCAAAGCAUUUGGGAUUAAUCCUGAAGAAGAAAGCACAACAGUAGCUGUUAAAAUGGUCAAACGAAAUCCACAUAUAAUGCACAUCAAAGCUUUAAUCUCCGAAUUAAAAAUUAUGAUGCAUCUUGGCGAGCAUAAUAAUAUUGUAAAUUUAUUGGGAGCUUGCACAAAUGAUCUAAUAACAAAUCGUGAAUUAUAUGUUCUUGUUGAAUAUUGUUUGUAUGGAAAUUUGAAAAAAUAUUUACAACAAUAUCGUGGCAAUUAUGUAGAUCAAAUUGCUGUGAAAGACACGGAAUGUAAAACUGAAAAUAAUAAAAUUUUUCUGUCCAAACAGAAUAAUUGUAAAAUAUAUACGGUAGAUUUAUUCUCAUGGGCUGUGCAAAUUGCAAAGGGUAUGAAUUAUUUAACAUCACGGCGUGUUAUUCACGGCGAUUUAGCUGCACGAAAUGUACUAUUAACAGAGAAGAAAAUUGCUAAAAUAUGUGAUUUUGGUUUAGCAGAAAAUAUGUGCCAAAAAGAUAACUAUGUGAAGAAAAAAAAAGGUCUAGUGCCAAUUAAAUGGAUGGCAGUAGAAUCAAUUCGAGAUGGUAAAUUCUCAAUUCAAUCGGAUGUAUGGUCCUUUGGGGUAUUUCUAUGGGAAUUAUUUUCAUUAGGUGUAGAACCAUAUAGUGACAUAGCGGUUGAUAAAAAAUUUUAUCGUAAAUUAGAAAGCGGCUAUAAAUUAUCGAAACCAAAAUAUGCACACGAUAAUGAAUUAUAUACUCUAAUGCAACAGUGUUGGGAAAUUGUCCCUGAAAAGCGUCCAUCGUUUUUAGAUUUAAACAUUGAUUUAGCACAAAUGCUGAAGGCCUUAAAGAAUAAGAUUAACAACAGUUCAGAAAACUUCCAAAAACAAGAAAAAGAAUCGAACGCAUGUGCAAACAGUUAUGUACUAGAAAAAUCGAAGAAUGAAAAAGGGAAAAUUUCUAUGGAACAUCCUAAACCACCUGAAAAAAAUUUCAAAAAAACAGAAAAGCAAGUGGCAUGUCCAAAUGAUUAUGUGCCCAUGGCAAAAUCAUCGAAUUGCAAGAACGGAAAAACACAAAAUUCUCCAGUAAAUCUUGAAACACAGGAAAAAAGCUCUGAAUGCUUUGUAAGAUUUGAGAUUAGCAACGGAAAUGAAUACUUAAAAAUGAACAGUGCAACGGAUGCUAAACUUAAUAGAAAUCCAGAAGAUCUUCAGGAAUCCUUCAACAAACAUGGCAACGAAUACCUAAAUAUGGCAAAAUCGAAUUUUGUGAAUAAUCAAAAUUUCCAAUUAGAUUCUAAAAUAUCUCAACAUGGAAGCCUUCAAGAAUCUGUCAAUAUCCAUGGAAUUGAAUACUUGGACAUGAGGUCAAAUUUUAAAGAUUCUAAUAGCCAAAAUUUACAGUUCGAUCCUGAAAUACGUGAUAAAAAUCCAGAAUGUCUUCAAGACUCUAUCAAAAUAUAUGGAAAUGAAUAUUUAAAUAUGUCAAAAACAAAUCGAACAGAUGUUAAUUAUCAAAAUUUAAAUUCAACCCCAAAUACUUUAUUCGAUUCGGAGAUACAAAGAAGUGUGCAAGAACCUGUCAAUGAAUUUGGUAAUAGAUACUUAGAUAUGAAAAAAUCUAAUGUUAUUGGCUCCACUUAUCAAAACUUAAACUCAUCACCAACACAAUCGUUAGAGAGAAAUGACUACCUUACCAUGAAUGGUAACAAAACAUAAUCAAACCUAGCAAUAAAAGAACUUUAUGAGCCGUGGUUUUGUUGAUAAAAUUACGUAGGUAAUU
Chrysoperla carnea is the source of this 2390-nucleotide messenger RNA. RefSeq names its product vascular endothelial growth factor receptor 1-like. Gene Ontology annotation, cellular component: signaling receptor complex. The transcript has 7 exons. Gene Ontology annotation, biological process: protein phosphorylation; positive regulation of kinase activity; cell surface receptor protein tyrosine kinase signaling pathway. Gene Ontology annotation, molecular function: ATP binding; transmembrane receptor protein tyrosine kinase activity. NCBI's taxonomy places the organism in Eukaryota, Metazoa, Arthropoda, Insecta, Neuroptera, Chrysopidae. Bases 110 to 2326 code for a protein of 738 amino acids. The record is from RefSeq and is a predicted model, not a curated record.